Chaetomium fimeti is the source of this 2192-nucleotide messenger RNA. Its product is annotated as aspartic peptidase domain-containing protein. Lineage: Eukaryota; Fungi; Ascomycota; Sordariomycetes; Sordariales; Chaetomiaceae. The transcript is spliced from 3 exons. The record is from RefSeq and is a predicted model, not a curated record. Bases 440 to 2152 code for a protein of 570 amino acids.
CUUCUCCCACUGGGCUUGCAGUUGGCCACAAGUUACUGGUCAUAAUCAGACGGUAUCCCCUCGAAUGUCGUGUACAUCGCCGCAGACCCAGACCGGUAGAUUGGGCUCAACAAGAAGGGCGGCCGGGAUUCUCCUCGAAACCGGUUAGUCCAAGUGGGUAUCGUCGUCGCUGCGCCGUCAGGUUGGGCGCUUGAAGACGCGACAAUGUAAUUUAUUUCACCAAUCAACUUGCCCUGGAUGCUGGGGGCGGCAGGCGCAGUCUUGGCCUCCUAUUUCUUUCUUCCCGGUUGGAUAUCAUGGUUUCCGCGGGAUAGUUGGGGGCCGAAGAGAAGGGCGUCGGUUCUUCAUUUUCCCUUUUGUCCCACCUCCCUUCUCUCUCGUUCUUGUUGAACAUAAUGUGAACGCAAGUUAUCCAUCACCAUUUUCAGGACGAGCCGCAAUGUUAUGGGGCGUGAUCAUCGCCGCCUGGGCCGGGUGGUCGCUGGCGGCAGAGUGUCCCGAACCACCCUCGCCGUUAACGCUUCCCAUUACGGAUACUCAAGUCGAUCCUGGGGUUCCUGGAUCCCUUAUGAGAGGUAUACCGGUGGAAAUCGGCACUCCGCCCCAGAAACUUGUCGUGCUUCCUUGGCCAGACUUAAACAAUACCUACCUUUACGACGACCAGUCCUUUUGCGGCACGCAUGUAAUCGAUGACGAAGAUAUUUGUCGUGUUCGCCGCGGUGGAUACUACUUCGAAACCGAAUCUACCAGCUUCACCAAAACAAUAGACCUUAUCGGCGCAGGCGGUGCCCCGGUGGAGAUCGGCACGAAGGGCUCAGAAUCAGGAAUCCCAAGGCUUGUAUCCACCAGCCUCGCUGGCACGGACAGUUUUGCCGCCGGCGGCAACGACGCCGUGACGAUUCCCGUGGGAAUCCCUCGGUUUCAAUGGGACGGGGGAUUUACGGUUGCUCAUGCGCUCGGUUUGGGGCCAAACUCGACCUACCUCAACGCCCUGGUUGCGGCACGCAAGAUCCCUUCCCGGGUGUGGUCCAUUUUCUGGGGCCGUAUGUGGACGGGCAGCGCGGACAUGGACGGCUCGAUCGUACUCGGCGGGUACGAUCAGGAGAAGGUGAUCGGGCGAAACUUCACGGAGAAACUUGAUUAUAGCGAGUCGAUGGGCUGCUGGACUGGCAUGAAGGUUACCAUCGUGGAUGUCAUCGCCAACUUCCCACACGCAGCUGACGUGAGUAUCAUGUCCGCCAAUUCCGCGGUAAGGUCUUGCAUCGUUCCACAACGGCAACUCCUGUGGGAAGCCCAGGCCGAUAUCGUGACCGACUUGCGGAAGAGGACAGGCUUGGUGUCCAAAGGUGGCCUGUCAUCCACUGCAUUCCAUGCGCUCUCUACGGGGCUCAACAUGACGGCAACCGGUUCAGGCUAUGAUGGUGACCUAACGUUUGUCCUGUCUUCGGGUCUGCGCGUCCGCGUGCCAAACAACCAGUUCAUCGUUCCACGAGUCGCGUAUUCCGACGACGGUUCCCGCAUCAUUGACGAAUCCAAAAAGGACCUCCUUAUAUACGGGGUCACCGGGAACCAACCAUCGACUCUCGGCCGCUACUUUCUAACUUCCGCCUAUCUCAUGGUGGACCACGACGCCGGAACAUUCACCAUGUGGCAAGGCAACCCAUCCACUAAAAGUAGCCUAGUUUCGGUAUCCGGUACCGACCAAGAGUGUGAUGCAGGGAGCAGCGGGGAUGGUAACGGAAGCGCCGACGGAGGUAAUACGGACAGUGGAGAGGGCAGCGGCGGUGGAGAUGGCGGCGGCGGUGGCAGUGACAACCAGGGCAACCGCGAGUCUUCCCCCGAGAUAACCAUGAGCACUGGUACAAUCGUAGGGGCGGCCGUGGGUGGUGCAGCAGGUCUAGCUUGCAUCGUAGCCCUAGUUCUAUUUUUGUUCUGCAGACGCCGGCGACAGCGAGGGAUGGAGACGGCCGGCUUCCUACCAGACGAUGUCAGAGCGCCAUAUCCCAGUUCAGAGCCGAAAGAGAUAGCGGGCUCAUCCACGGCCACGGAACUGGCCGCGGGGGGGCCCCGGCCAGAGCUCAACGGUGACUACUUUCCCGGCUAUGAGCUACAUGGGUCUGCGCUGCCAUACGGGGGCCAGGGGAGAUAUUGACUUAACCCGGGCUAAGUACGUAUCGAGUGGGUGAAUGGGG